Messenger RNA from Echinostoma caproni, 495 nucleotides. The record is from the annotation of a GenBank genome assembly. NCBI's taxonomy places the organism in Eukaryota, Metazoa, Platyhelminthes, Trematoda, Plagiorchiida, Echinostomatidae.
AUGUACGCCAAGGGUGACUUCAAAGCAUACGGAAAAGAAGAUGAGGGUCAGAAAUUCGAAGAAGUGACCACGUUCCGUCGUGGUGGUGGAUAUGAUAACUACGGUAAGAAGAAGUCCUAUGACGACUAUGAUACUCGUGGACACAUGAAGAAGUACGCUAACAAGGGUAUGCAAUCUAAAUUCGAUCUGUACGGAAGUGUGAAGGCUGACGGUAAAGCUGCCGCCAUGGGCAACAUGAAUGCCUAUGGAAUGUUCGGUUCCCAAGGUAAAUAUGAUCAACACGGCAAAACAAACGAUCAAGGCAAAUAUGAGGAAGGCGGCAAAUACAAUGCACACGGAGACUUCGGACUCUAUGGCAACCUGAAGGGUUAUGGUGGAUCAAGCGCGGCUCGCAAAUCUGAGGACUAUGGUAAAGCUGAACAAUACGGUGAAUACGGAAACCCAAGAUACAACACAUAUGAGAGGGAGACCCCAUAUGAUAAAUACAGUUACUAA